AUGUGAAAUCAGUUAAUGUCGAAAAUGUACAUGCAUAGCACGUUACACAUAUCAUAGAGGCACCUUAUCAGUAAACCCUGUAGCUGAGAAAUGGCAUUGCACCCAGAAACAUGGGCUUUUAUAAUAACUGCAAGUCUGAAACGAAUGUUCUGUGCCAAUAGCACCCCAGGGAGUCCAUUCAGUAUGCUUCUCAACGUCAGAAGACAUGCGUUGCAGACACUUAAAUCACCCAAUUGCCAAGAGGCAUUACGUUUGACUCUUCAUGAUUCUUUCCAAUACAGAUUGCCGUCUUUGCACACACAGUAUUCACUGUCUUCAGUAGCGGCAAUGGCGUCUGUCUCCUACGACGAAAUGUUGGCCACACAGCUUCCAAAUGUGACAUCUUCGAUGGCAGCAACGGAAAGCGUUUUAGAUUAUUUCGUGUCAUUCGCAACUACCUGGACGCCGACCAACACAUCUGAUGGCACAACCCACGGAAACAUCACAGUCACAACAACGCAGCCGCCAUUUUCGUACACCGUGUCCGCCAUCUUGGCUCUCCUCAUCACAGUGGUCAUCCUGAUGACGGUUUUCGGCAACCUUCUGGUCAUCGUGGCCUUCUGGCAGACCAAGACCCUCCAGACCACCAGUAACUAUUUCCUGAUGAACUUAGCCGUGGCUGAUCUGAUGAUAGGACUGUUGGCAAUGCCUCCUUACACGCCGUACAUUCUCACGGGUGUGUGGCCACUGGGGCACUCCAUGUGUGUGGCGUGGUUGGCGUUGGAUUAUUGCAUCUGCUCGGCCUCGACUCUGAACAUCAUGGCGAUCAGUUGGGACCGUUAUCGAUGCGUCACACAGGCUGUUAAAUACAAGCUCCAUAACUCUAAGAAGAACACGUACAUCCAAAUGGGCCUUGUGUGGAUCAUAGCCUUUUUGCUGUACGGUCCCGCCAUCGUGAGCUGGGAGCACGUCACCGGAAGGAGACUCAUCCCUGACCGGAAGUGUUUUGUACCCUUCCACGACAAUUUCCCAUUCACCUUCACAGCCUCCGUGGUGGAGUUCUUCACCCCUUUCGUUAGCGUGUCCUUCUUUUACUUCAAAGUCUACAAAGAAAUCCGCGAAAGGGCCAAAGCGAAGUUAAAACGUAAGGACGAGUACAAAGCUUUUCAGUCAUCUAUUAGAAGAAGGGGUGGGAGGGGGUCCUCCAAUAUUGAGGACGUCCCGUCGUCCCUUGCACCGGAAAUGACAUCGUUAAUGACUCUUGCCAGCAGCAGCUCCUCCACAGGUGCUUCCCAUAGACCUUUGCGGGUAAAAAAGAAGACGUCCUAUGAUCACAUGGGUCGGGAACUGCGCGUAGCAAAGACACUCGCCAUCGUAGUGGUCGUGUUUGCUAUCUGUUGGACACCGUUUACAAUUUUCACCCUCAUCCGAACUCUCUGUUCGUCCUGCAUUGUUGACGAGCUGUACGAAGUGUCCUUCUGGUUGCUUUGGCUAAACUCUACCGUGAAUCCUAUCGUUUAUGCCGCUUUCCAUACCCAGUUCCGGGCAGCGUUCCAGGCUCUCAUCUGCCAGUGGUGUAAGAUAACUUUCCUGCCGGAACAAGAGCCCGUAGAGACCGAACAAAAUUAUAAACCAGGCGUCUCGGUCGUUUGUGAAGAAAGGACGGAGUUUCGGACAGACGAACAAGCUUGAGAUGAUGAUGAAGAAACGUUCAUGGAUAUUCCGUACUAGUUUGCAGUUCGUGUUGAAUUUGUCUUAUGAUGAUAUGUGCUUUCGUCACUUGUAAUGGUGUCAUAAUGUAGCAAGAGAUGUGAAGUAGUAGUAUUUUUACCUUCGUCUCAUGUGAAUAUUAACACCUGAUAAACAUGUUGAGUGUUGAAAGACAUACCUGCAGAAAUGUAUCGAUAAAAAUAUAUAGCUUGAUUAUACAGUGGGAACGGAAAUGUAUGCAUAAUCUAUGUAUUAUUUCAUGGACCUAGUUACAGUCAUGUUUUUCUUACCCUUUUGAACACGGCCGUUUUAAUU
Molecule: messenger RNA, 2004 nt
Organism: Branchiostoma floridae (Florida lancelet)
Lineage: Eukaryota; Metazoa; Chordata; Leptocardii; Amphioxiformes; Branchiostomatidae
Product: histamine H3 receptor-like
Exons: 2
Coding region: 91-1671 (526 amino acids)
Biological process (GO): adenylate cyclase-activating adrenergic receptor signaling pathway
Cellular component (GO): membrane
Molecular function (GO): G protein-coupled receptor activity
Source: RefSeq, a predicted model, not a curated record